Equus quagga is the source of this 2749-nucleotide messenger RNA. Its product is annotated as cyclin-dependent kinase 11B. The transcript is spliced from 20 exons. NCBI's taxonomy places the organism in Eukaryota, Metazoa, Chordata, Mammalia, Perissodactyla, Equidae. Gene Ontology annotation, cellular component: nucleus. The coding region runs from base 155 to 2515 and encodes 786 amino acids. Gene Ontology annotation, molecular function: cyclin-dependent protein serine/threonine kinase activity; ATP binding. The record is from RefSeq and is a predicted model, not a curated record. Gene Ontology annotation, biological process: regulation of mitotic cell cycle; protein phosphorylation.
GAACCGGCGGCAGGGCCCGCCCUCGAGCGUCAUCGAUCCGCGACGACGCAGGAAGUGACGACGCUCCUGCCGCGCGCCGGGAGCUGUUUUUCCUCAGGCUCGGGGACCGGCAGCGGCGGCGGCGGCGGCGGCGGCGCAGGGCGUUUUGACUCAAAUGGGUGAUGAAAAGGACUCUUGGAAAGUGAAGACUUUAGAUGAAAUUCUUCAGGAAAAGAAACGCCGGAAGGAACAGGAGGAGAAGGCAGAGAUCAAACGCUUAAAAAACUCUGAUGACCGGGAUUCCAAGCGAGAUUCCCUUGAGGAGGGGGAGCUGAGGGACCACCGCAUGGAGAUAACGAUCAGGAACUCCCCGUACAGAAGAGAGGACUCCAUGGAGGACAGAGGAGAGGAAGAUGAUUCUUUGGCUAUCAAACCACCCCAGCAAAUGUCUCGGAAAGAAAAGGCUCAUCACAGGAAAGAUGAAAAGAGAAAAGAGAAACGUCGGCAUCGGAGUCAUUCAGCAGAAGGGGGGAAGCAUGCUAGAGUGAAAGAAAAAGAAAGAGAGCAUGAACGUCGGAAGCGACACCGAGAAGAACAGGAUAAAGCUCGCCGGGAAUGGGAGAGACAAAAGAGGAGGGAGAUGGCAAGAGAACAUUCCAGGAGAGAGAGGGACCGUCUGGAGCAGCUGGAAAGGAAGCGAGAGCGGGAGCGCAAGCUGCGGGAGCAGCAGAAGGAGCAGCGGGAGCAGAAGGAGCGGGAGCGGCGUGCCGAGGAACGGCGCAAGGAGCGCGAGGCCCGCAGGGAAGUUUCUGCACAUCACCGAACAAUGAGAGAAGACUAUGGUGAUAAAGUGAAGGCAAGCCACUGGAGUCGCAGCCCACUACGGCCGCCCCGAGAGAGGUUUGAGCUGGGAGACGGCCGGAAGCCAGUAAAAGAAGAGAAAAUGGAAGAGAGAGACCUGCUGUCUGACUUACAAGAUAUCAGUGAUAGCGAGAGGAAAACCAGCUCAGCCGAGUCUUCAUCAGCGGAAUCAGGGUCAGGUUCUGAGGAGGAAGAGGAGGAGGAGGAGGAAGAGGAGGAGGAAGAGGGCAGCAGCAGUGAAGAAUCAGAGGAAGAGGAGGAGGAGGAGGAAGAAGAGGAAGAGGAAGAGGAGGAGACAGGGAGCAACUCCGAGGAUGCGUCUGGACAGUCAGCUGAAGAAGUGAGUGAAGAAGAAAUGAGUGAAGACGAAGAGCGAGAGAGUGAAAACCACAUCUUAGUUGUUCCAGAGUCACGAUUUGACCGAGAUUCCGGGGAGAGUGAAGAAGGGGAGGAAGAAGUGGGCGAGGGCACCCCGCAGAGCAGCGCCCUGACCGAAGGAGAUUUCGUGCCCGACUCUCCAGCCUUGUCGCCCAUUGAGCUCAAACAGGAGCUGCCAAAGUACCUGCCUGCCCUGCAGGGCUGUCGGAGCGUGGAGGAGUUCCAGUGCCUGAACAGGAUCGAAGAAGGCACUUAUGGGGUGGUCUACAGAGCAAAGGACAAGAAAACAGAUGAAAUUGUGGCUCUGAAGCGGCUGAAAAUGGAGAAGGAGAAGGAGGGCUUUCCGAUUACCUCGCUGAGGGAGAUCAACACCAUCCUUAAGGCGCAGCACCCCAACAUCGUCACCGUCAGAGAAAUAGUCGUGGGCAGCAACAUGGACAAGAUCUACAUCGUAAUGAACUACGUGGAGCACGACCUCAAGAGCCUGAUGGAGACCAUGAAGCAGCCUUUCCUGCCAGGGGAGGUGAAGACCCUGAUGAUCCAGCUGCUGCGCGGCGUGAAGCACCUACACGACAACUGGAUCCUGCACCGCGACCUUAAGACGUCCAACCUGCUGCUGAGCCAUGCCGGCAUCCUCAAGGUGGGGGACUUUGGGCUGGCGCGGGAGUAUGGGUCCCCUCUGAAGGCCUAUACCCCAGUUGUUGUGACCCUGUGGUACCGCGCCCCAGAGCUGCUGCUCGGUGCCAAGGAGUACUCCACAGCCGUGGACAUGUGGUCAGUGGGCUGCAUCUUUGGAGAGCUGCUAACUCAGAAGCCGUUGUUUCCUGGGAAGUCAGAAAUUGAUCAGAUCAACAAAGUGUUUAAGGACCUGGGGACCCCCAGUGAGAAAAUCUGGCCGGGCUACAAUGACCUCCCUGCGGUCAAGAAGAUGACCUUCACUGAGUACCCAUACAACAACCUCCGCAAACGCUUUGGGGCCCUGCUCUCGGACCAGGGCUUCGACCUCAUGAACAAGUUCCUGACCUACUUUCCUGGGCGGAGAGUCAAUGCAGAGGACGGUCUCAAGCAUGAGUAUUUCCGCGAGACCCCGCUCCCCAUCGACCCCUCAAUGUUCCCUACGUGGCCCGCCAAGAGCGAGCAGCAAAGGGUGAAGCGUGGUACCAGCCCGCGGCCCCCCGAGGGAGGCCUGGGCUACAGCCAGCUGGGUGAUGAUGACUUGAAGGAGACUGGCUUCCACCUCACCACCACCAACCAGGGGGCCUCAGCUGCAGGCCCAGGCUUCAGCCUCAAGUUCUGAGGUUCACAGUGGUCCCCAGACCAACUCCUGGGAGCACCAACCGAUAAGGCUCAACUGGGACUGGGGCAGGUGCUGAGGUCCUGCCUGACUGGAUGCAGCUGUGCCAGCCAGGGCUGCAUGGGUCGCAGCUUCAAGUUUUAGACUGCUGGUCUUGUUGGGUUUUCCAUGUUUUGUUUUUAUCUUGGCUUGUAAAUUUGUAGAAUUAAAUAACAUUUUCCUUGUUGUGGAACGAAA